AUGUCAGAAGUCGAAUCAGACCAUUCCAAGAGACUCGAACAGUCUCUAGAUGCCAUCAUUGCUACCGGGCCCUCCAGCAGACCCCCAAGGAGAUCCAAUGGAGUUAGCAAAAACACCAAAUCGGGUAGAGGACGCCAUCCAAGAAAUGACAGGGUGAGUUUCAGGCCUCCUCCAAAAAAUAGAGAAGCCGAAAGACUGAGCGAGGGAAAAGCAUAUUUGCGUGUCAGAAAUCUGCACCCAGAACUAUCCGAACAGGAUAUUUUUGACUUGUUCUCCAAAGUGGGAGAGGUCAAGUUUUGUCUGAUCCAAUUCGGAACCAAUGGCAGUUCCACGGGCACGGCCUUUGUGGGCUUUGUUAACCCGGAGGAUUCUCGUUUGGCCAUUGAACAGUUUGACGGAAGAAAAGCAGCUGGCCAGAUAAUAAGCGUUGAGAAUGCUGUUGAUCUGGCUUCCAGAAUCAGUGUUGGAGCGAAGAAGCGUGGCAAGCGUGAGCCCAAGCCAAAGGAUCACAAGAAAUCCAUCGAGGAACUGGAUGCUGAAUUGCAGAACUACAUGGGUGGACAAGUCCAAGCUGAAAAAGAGUCUGAAACUGUUGAGCCAUCCCAGCCUUUUGCUGCUGUUAACACCGGCGAUGGUAUGAGUCUCGACUAG
Kuraishia capsulata CBS 1993 is the source of this 651-nucleotide messenger RNA. RefSeq lists its product as uncharacterized. Gene Ontology annotation, molecular function: mRNA binding. Gene Ontology annotation, biological process: mRNA export from nucleus. The record is from RefSeq and is a predicted model, not a curated record. The coding region runs from base 1 to 651 and encodes 216 amino acids. NCBI's taxonomy places the organism in Eukaryota, Fungi, Ascomycota, Pichiomycetes, Pichiales, Pichiaceae. The transcript has 3 exons. Gene Ontology annotation, cellular component: nucleus.